CUUAUAAAAUCCAAGAGCGGCGGUCACAGCUUGCUUCCAAGCCGAGCCAGCCAGCGAAGCCCACCACCACCACCACCUCCCAGAUCCCCCACCACCUCGCCGCCGGCACCACCAUGCGCGGCGCGGCGGCGGCGGCACGGGCGGCGGGGGCGGGGCCCACCGUGAAGCGGGUGGCGCAGCGGGUAGUGGCGCCGUCGGCACCGACGCCCGGGGGCGCGCUGCCGCUGUCCUGGCUCGACCGCUACCCGACGCAGCGCGCGCUCAUCGAGUCCCUCCAUGUCUUCAAGGGCCGCGCCGGCGCGGCGGAGGAGCCGGCCGGGGCAAUCGAGCGCGCGCUGGCCGCGGCGCUCGUGAGCUACUACCCCAUCGCCGGGAGGCUGGCGGAGUCCGAGGACGGCGGGGGCCUCGUCGUCGACUGUACCGGCGAGGGCGUGUGGUUCAUCGAGGCCACCGCCAGCUGCUCCCUCGAGGAUGUGGACUACCUCGAGUACCCUCUCAUGGUGGACAAGGACGAGCUCCUCCCCCACCCCACCUACCCCGCCUCCGACCAUCUCCCCGAGGACUCAAUCAUCCUCCUUGUUCAGGUUACGCAGUUCGCGUGCGGCGGCUUCGUGGUCGGGUUCCGGUUCAGCCACGCCGUCGCGGACGGCCCCGGCGCGGCGCAGUUCAUGACGGCGGUCGGGGAGAUCGCGCGGGGGAGGGCGUCGCCGGCGCUGGAGCCGGCGUGGGGGCGCGACGCGAUCCCGAGCCCGCCGGCCGCCGCCGUCGGCCCGCUCCCCGUCCCGACGGAGCUCCGGCUGCAGUACCUCGCCAUGGACAUCUCCACCGACUACAUCGACCACUUCAAGGCGAGGUUCCUGGAGCAGACGGGCCACCGGUGCAGCGCGUUCGAGGUGCUCAUCGCCAAGGCGUGGCAGUCGCGGACGCGCGCGGCGGGGUUCGCGCCGGGGUCCCCCGUGCACGUGUGCUUCGCCAUGAACGCCCGCCCCGUGCUCCGGCGCGCGCUCCCGGAGGGGUUCUACGGCAACUGCUACUACAUCAUGCGCGUGACGGCGCCCGCCGAGGCCGUGGCGGACGCGUCCGUCUACGACGUGGUGAGGCUGAUCCGCGAGGGGAAGAAGCGGCUCCCGGGCGAUUUCGCGCGGUGGAGCGCCGGCGAGGCGGGCGCCCGCGGCGAGGACCCCUACCGCAUUACCUCCGACUACCGGACGCUGCUGGUGUCCGACUGGUCGCGCCUCGGCUUCGCGGAGGUGGACUACGGGUGGGGCGCCCCCGUCCACGUCGUGCCGCUCACCAACCUCGACUACAUCGCGACGUGCAUCCUCGUCCGCCCCUCCGCGCACAAGCCCGGCGCGCGCCUCAUCACGCAGUGCGUCGCCGCCGACGGCGUCGACGCGUUCCACAAGGACAUGAUGCGCCUCGACUGAGCCAGCCACAGCCCACAGCGACCUCGCCGCGUACACUCCGCCACCCGUUUGCUCAUCGAGCGCCGCCACCGACAUCGCCGGCGCAAUUUGAUUCGUUCGUUUUUUUUCUCUCUCUCUCGCUGUAUGCACGCCAUGGCAUUCGCCGUAUUAGACUAGUACAACAAAAUUAUAUAUAUAUCAGAUUAUUGAAAAUAUGAUACAUAUAUACGCGCCUGUAAUGCGAAGCAUUUGUGCUUAUUCCUUCUAUUAAUUAUUCAAAUCGGUCACCCCCUACUGCAAAUUUUCCAUUCUCUGGAUAUUUUUCAGUAAAUUUUAGAAUAAAUUCUCAGAUAAUUUAACCUUUUGACAGAGCCAUCCACGUUGGCUUGGCAAAAUACAUUCAAAACACAUUAGCACGCGGAUUAGAAAAUUAUACAAUGAGGCUCAGGACAUGUGUGUGGCGAAAGAUCUCUACCUCGCCAUAAAUAAAGAGCACCGUCGUUUGUGCCAUUUUCACCUUUCAGUAUGUAUGCAUACUAUAAUAUAAUUAAAUAAUAUUCAUGUUGAUAUUUCCUUACAAGAAAUCUAUAGAUGUA
This is a messenger RNA of Oryza brachyantha (malo sina), 2002 nucleotides long. RefSeq names its product acyl transferase 7-like. The transcript has 2 exons. The record is from RefSeq and is a predicted model, not a curated record. Bases 114 to 1427 code for a protein of 437 amino acids. NCBI's taxonomy places the organism in Eukaryota, Viridiplantae, Streptophyta, Magnoliopsida, Poales, Poaceae.